AUGGAUGAGAACUUGGAAUCUUCAACCUUUCAUUCCCUGGACGCGGAUCCGUCCCAGGUUUCGACUUUCAAAGGACUAGAUACCGCUCCUACGAGCGGUUUCGCUUUUACUCCAAUAUCGCCUUUCAGAGGACGCGCAACAUCCUCAAAUCCAGCUAUUUCGGCUGCUACUACGGCUGUCCAGGCGAGUACGGACGAAAGCCAGUCACACUCGGAUUCCAGCACAGGCACCGACAGUAGUAGUGCGCAGAGCAGUGCCGAAGAGAGCAGUGCCUCUGAGGAUAGCGCCGCCGAGGGAAGUGCCGCCGAGGGUGGCGAUGCUCGUGACAGCGAGGCUAAUAGCAGCGAUAUCGAGAACUUUAUACGCGAUAUCCAGGACGUCAAUGUCGAGGGUGGUCUGGGUGGCGGUGACGGCGACAGUGACGACGACAGCGACGUCGACGGUGACGAUGAUGCCGAUAGCGACGACAUUGACGGGCGGCUCGUCUUUGAGUCCGAUCACGAGCCUAGUCCUGAGUACGAUCGAGUGCCCAACCAUGGAUUCGGCCAUCAAACCGACAAAGAGCUCGAGCCGGCCCAAAUCCUCAGUGACAUUGUAGUUCCCCGAGUGGUCGGGGACCUUGGGGUCAAUACGCAACCUGCCGCUACUCCUACCAGUAUGGCCACAACCAUAGCUGUUGCUGCGCCUCCGUCAACGGUGCCAACCAAACGCAAGGCCGGUGCUCGCGGUGGAGAAUGGGGCGAAUCUCGAAGAAAGCGAUUUUCCGACGCCAUGAAACAACGAUGGGCAAACGGCAGCAUGUCUCAUGUCCGCGACAUCCUCAGGCAGAACAGCGCCCUCAGGUUGCAAGCGAAAAAGGCAGAGAAAGGUGCUCUGGACACGCCGGCAGGUCAUUCAUCAGAAUCGGAGGCACAAGCCAGAGAGGGUGUUCUGGACACGCCUGCACGUCAUCCACCAGCAUCAAAGGCAAAAUCCCAAGAGGGUGCUCUUGACAAAUCGGCAGGUUAUAAGUCAAUAGACAUAGUUGCGUCGGGCCGCGCCUAUCGCGAAUGGGAGGAGAAUGGCGUGCCCCCAUCAUACCGGAUGGGUACCAACUCAGAGAUGGUGAUGCCCAAAGGAAGGGGAGCCAUCGUCGUCUCCAUGGAGAAGACAUCCGCGUCACUCGAUGAUACCAUGGAACUGGACAAAGUACCUCCCGCUACUUCAUCGUCAGUGCCGGUAGGAGACAGAGCCAGCAUGUGGGCAUACUUGGAGCCGCUCCUGGCCAAGCAUAGAGGGCAGGAGAUGCCCCACAAUGGCUAUGUGUGGGAGCUGAGCAUCCUCCCUCGGGUGCGGGACCUGAACAUCAAUUUCGAAUGGCAGCAGACGCAUCCCUUUAUGGAUGGCCAUCCCAGGGAUGUAUCGGCCGUCAUUAUCCAACUGACGGGAGAACCCGCUGCGACACCUUGCAAAAGGUGUAAAGAGGGCAGGGGCCCUUGGAAAGGCUGUAUCAUGAUCUGUUCCAAGGCGGCCGACCGUCCUCUGGCAAAUAUUUUUUCCUGCGCCAAUUGCUUCUACCAUUUUGGCCAGACCUACUGUAGCCACAAAUCCUGGGGCGCAGAGAGGUCUCAACGUAUCUUGAGAACGAGGGGCAAGACGAUUGACAGCAUCCAAUACUCCAACCAAUAUUCCAACUCUGGCCAGUCAAAGCCGCACACAAGAACCUCAAAGCCAUUGGCAGGAUAUACCCCUGAGCUACAAGGCGAGUCUACUAGGGCCACAACCCAUGACCAAGACGAAACAUUUCUGCAGGAAUAUGAUGACGACAAGCCUGAGUCCGAGAACCGGCCCCUGCCUUCAAACAACGAUCAAAGGGACUAUGAACCCGCGAAGUCUACUAUUCCUCUAACCGAUGACCAAAAGGCCCUCUGGAAUUAUAUCAAACCACACCUCGCCUUCACCACAGAGGUCCCAGAGGUGGGCUACAUCAAGGAGCUCCUUUCCCUCCCACGGGUUCGCGACCUCGUACUCACCCCCAACGAGCCCUUCGCCGAGAAGCACACUCGAGACAUCGCCGCCUUGAUCAUCCAGGUUACAGGAGACGUGCUGGAGAUGCCAUGCACGCGCUGCCGCCGUGAGAAGGGACCGUUAUUCAAGGGGGGCUGCGUCGCCAUUAAGACCGACGCCCACCCGGAAGCCAGGAGGGUUUACCAGAGCUGCGCCAACUGCACCUAUGACAGCAAGGGUGGCGCGUGCUCACGCGGCAAGGGGAUUCCUAACCGACCUCAGCCGCCUUUCCCGAAAAAGGUCCCUGGAAUCACCAAGAGUACGGAUGGUGUUUGGUUGUUCAGAGGAGGGGGAGGAGGAUUGCCUAGACACACCACAGCAACGGCAGCUCCGCGGCCACAACGGCAGGCGGCUCUGGCUGCGGCUGCGGCUACGACUUCGCUUAUCUCGGCCGGCGAAGUCCAAUCGGCGGAGCUAUUUGAUAUGGAAGUGUGGGAGAUGGCUCCUGGUCGAGUCCUUAAGUCAAAUACUGAUAAACUCAUUAGCUUCGCCUACUCCAAAGCCUUCCUCUCAGCCGGUCACACCAUCCCAGUCUGCAACGAUGUGCAGGUCCAGGUCAAGACUAUCAACACCGGCCAAACCAUCACCAUGGAACCCGACGACGGGCAGACCCGACUCGUUUGGAUUGCAACCGGCAAGGUCCGGGUGAAGCUCGGAGACGAACCGGAGUUAAUAAUCGGCCAGCACGGCAUGUUCAGGAUCGAGCCCGGUAUGGCGUGCACGAUUGAGAACCGCGUCUAUGUGGAUGUUACUCUGCAUGUCACGCAUCUUUCGGGUUAUUUCUGA
Molecule: messenger RNA, 2832 nt
Organism: Neurospora tetraspora
Lineage: Eukaryota; Fungi; Ascomycota; Sordariomycetes; Sordariales; Sordariaceae
Exons: 4
Coding region: 1-2832 (943 amino acids)
Source: RefSeq, a predicted model, not a curated record